Messenger RNA from Rhopalosiphum maidis (corn leaf aphid), 3709 nucleotides. Its product is annotated as neuroglian-like. NCBI's taxonomy places the organism in Eukaryota, Metazoa, Arthropoda, Insecta, Hemiptera, Aphididae. Gene Ontology annotation, molecular function: protein binding. The coding region runs from base 216 to 3449 and encodes 1077 amino acids. The transcript has 20 exons. Gene Ontology annotation, cellular component: plasma membrane; axon. The record is from RefSeq and is a predicted model, not a curated record. Gene Ontology annotation, biological process: cell-cell adhesion; axon guidance.
CAGUAGUGACUAGUGACAGCAGCAGCCGUCAGCCGAGAGGUAUAGUUUGUAUGUAUUGUCGGUUCUUAUUUUCUAAUAUGUAAUUUAUAAUUUAAAUUGACGUACUAAAUUUAAAUGCCGUCGAAACCUAAUUAUGUUUAAUAUUGUGUUUGUGUUCAGUUCAAUAACAUUAAAAUAGCUUUUAAUCAAUAUAUUUGGAGCAGAAAAACAUCAAAAUGUACAGAAUUUCCAAGCAUUUACUGUACUCAGUUGAAUUAUUAUUUUUAUUUCUUGUAACAACUUCAUCUAUAAUUCAAUCUCCACCAAGAAUUGUCAAAGAACCGUACACAGAUGAAUUACUAUUUCAAGUAGCCACUGUUCAAAAUCAAAAUGUUAGACCAUUUGUAAUUGAUUGUGAAGCAGAAGGAGAACCUGCUCCAAAGUAUCGAUGGAUGAAAAAUGGUAAGAAUUUUGAUUGGCAGGCCUAUGAUGACAGAAUAGCUCAACAACCUGGUCGUGGUUCAUUAACUGUUACUGAACCCAGGGAUGAAGAUCUUGGACAAUAUCAAUGUUUCGCUGAAAAUCCUUGGGGUACAGCUACUUCUAAAUCUGUGAUGGUUGUGAAGGCUGAAUUAAAUUCCUUUAAAGAUGAACCAAAACUCUAUGUUGAAGCUCAAGAAGGUGAUCCAUUUAGACUUGCUUGUCAUCCUCCAACUGGAUGGCCUAAGCCAAAUGUAUAUUGGCUUAUAAGGAAUAAAGCAGGUGGAUUAACAACAGUUAAUAACACUAGAAUGACAUUAGAUCCGGAAGGUAAUCUCUGGUUUUCAAAUGUAACUAGACAUGAUACCAGUGAUGGCUCUACAUAUUUUUGCUAUGCCGAAUCAUUGACAAUGAGCGAGUAUAAACUAGGAAAUCCUGUAAAUUUGAAUGUUAUUCAAACUGCAGAAACAGCUUUACAAAAUAAAUAUCCACCUACUCAACAAUAUGUAACUAGAAGAAAUGAAGUUGCGUUGUUGGAUAAAAAAGUUGAAUUGUUUUGUAUUUAUGGUGGAACUCCCUUACCAGAAACUGUUUGGCUAAAAGAUGGCAGACCUAUACAAUCCAACGAAAGAGUAAGUCAGGGAAAUUAUGGCAAAAGUUUGAUUAUUCGGAAAGUUAAAUUUGAAGAUAAGGGAAAAUACACUUGUGAAGUUAGUAAUGGUGUGGGAUCACCUCAAUCAUAUAACAUUGAACUGGAUGUUAUGGCUGUGCCAUAUUUUACUGUGGUUCCACAAAUCGUUGAAGGAGCUGAAGGAGAAACUGCAGUUAUUAAAUGUGAAGCAACUGGUAAUCCAGAACCUACAAUUAAAUGGAUUCAUAAUGGUCGACCAUUAAGUGAAGCAUCACCAAAUCCCAGACGAUUUGUAACUUCUAAUUCUAUUACAAUUACUCCACUGACUAAAAAUGAUACUGGAAAUUAUGGUUGUAAUGCAACCAACAGUAUUGGAUAUGUGUAUAAGGAUGUUUAUAUUAAUGUAUUGGCAUUGGCACCUGAAAUCACUGAACCCCCUCAUAAAGUAGAAACUGUUGAUGGCCGUGCUAUUACUAUUGGAUGUAAAAAUUUUGGAGUACCAAAACCUCAUGUAAAGUGGACAAGAAACAAUAUAGAAUUAACUGGUGGACGUUAUUCAACACUGGAUAAUGGGGACUUACAAAUAAGUGAAGUAAGUUUUACUGAUGCUGGAAACUAUACUUGCAUUGCUACUAAUAACUAUGGAACAGCAAAUGCAUCUGGAACUCUUACUGUUAAAGAACAUACACAAAUCACUGCUGAACCAGAAGAUUAUGAAGUAGUAGCUGGAGCAGUAGCCACAUUUCAUUGUACAGCAACUUCUGAUCAAUCUUUGCAUCUUAACAUUGACUGGUUAGCUAAAGACGAACCUAUAAAUUUUGACACUGAACCUCGUUUUGUCAAAACAAAUGAUUAUUCCAUGACUAUCACUAAGACUAUUGAAUUGGAUUCUGGAAUGUAUACGUGUUUAGCUAGAACUGAGUUGGAUCAAGCAACAGCUAGUGCCAUGCUUAUUGUUCAAGAUAAGCCCAAUCCACCACAAUUGUUAGGAAUUACUUGUAAUAAAAAAGAUGCAGCUGUAAAAUGGCAACCUAAGGGAGAUAAUCGUGCACCUAUCUUACGUUACACUAUUGAAUACAAUACUAGUUUUGCUCCUGAUACAUGGUCAGUUGCAUCAGAUAAUGUACCUGCAUCUGGUCAAACAUUUAUUGUACCAAUGACACCAUGGGCAAAUUUUACAUUUCGAGUAAUUGCAGUAAACAAAAUUGGUAGAUCAAACCCAUCUUUACAUUCAAGUGUUUGUACCACUCAACCAGAUGUACCGUAUAAAAAUCCAGAAAAUGUUGAAGCUGCUGGUACAACACCGUCUAACCUUGUUAUUAGCUGGACACCAAUGCCAAAAAUUGAACAUAAUGCUCCGGGCCUAAGAUAUAGAGUUUAUUGGAAACAAGAUAUACCUGGCCAAGUCUGGAAUUCAGAAGAAAUAACGGACUAUACUAUUAAAGAAUUAAAGAUAGAUAAUCAACCAACAUACCAACGGUAUAAAGUCAAAGUAGUUGCAUCCAAUGAAAAGGGUGAAUCUAAUGUACUGCAAAAUGAAGUUAUUGGAUAUUCAGGCGAAGAUGUUCCUGUCGAGACUCCUCAAAAUUUGACUGUUUUGAAUGUUACUGGAAGUAGAAGUGCAAUAUUAAGUUGGGAACCUGUUUCACCAGAAUCUAUUAAGGGAAAUUUUAAAGGCUACAAGAUUCAAUUUUGGACUGAGAGAGAUGGAGAAAACAAUAUGAUUGAAGAACAAGUUAGUUCGGAUAUGACAAAAGUGGAAAUUAAGAAAUUUUUACCAAAUGCUAAACACUAUGUGCGUAUACUUGCACACAACAGUCGUUUUAAUGGACCGCCUAGUCAAGCAAUAACUUUUAAUACUCCUGAAGGAGUUCCAGGACCUGUUCAUGGAGUUGAAGCUGAACAAUGGGGUUCUUCUGCCAUUUUGUUAAGUUGGCAACCACCAGAAGAAGCAAAUGGAGUGUUGACAGGCUACGAGAUUUCUUAUGAAGCUAUGACUCAAGAAGGCGUUGGAGAAAAAUCACAACGUCCUGCUAUUACUGAUCCUAAACAAACUACUGCUAAAUUGGCUUCACUUAAACCAUCAACUAAUUAUCGAAUCUACAUUAAAGCAACUACUAAUGCUGGUGUUGGCGAACCAUUUUUUAUUGAACAACAAACUAAAUCUCCUUUGCCCGAAGGAACUGAAUUGGAUAAGCCAGAGUUCAAUUAUGUCCAUAAAGGUUAUAAUAAUAAUUUUGAUACAGUUCGCAUUUUAUGGAUGCCUAAACUUGAUGGAAACCCAGGAUCUCACUUCUUUGUAAAAUACAAGCUUAAGGUGCCAACUUGUAUGAAGAAACUAAACCUGAACUUGACAUGAAUUUUAUUGAUGUCAAGGGUUUAAAACCAGGAGAAUUAUAUGAAUUUGUUGUAGUUGCUGUGGAUGGUAAUACCAUGAAAGAAUCUGAUAUUGCUGAAAUUGAAGCAUCAAGCUCAGAUCCAAUAAUUCGAAGAAGUGAAAAUAUGGCUACAUCAGGAUGGUUUAUUGCAAUGCUGUUAGCUUUGUUAUUCCUCAUUAUCAUGUUAAUUAUUGUAUGUAUAAUAAAACGUAAUAGAGGAGGAAAAUAUGUAGUGCAUGAA